AUGACAGAAAAUAAAACAGUUGACACCACCAAUGAAGAGAAUGGCAUUUACAAGAUUCUGAAAGAUUUUCCACCUGGGCCUUUAGAUAUCUACAGGUCUAAAGCUACGUUUUGCUGGAAAAAGAUGAUGUUAUUUUUGGAAGGAGAAGAUAUACUGAAAUUUAAGAAUAUGUUUUGGAAGACAUUAGAAAAUGAUGCACUGUUUGCAAGACAAGAUGAGACCAGUUUAGAGAAAAUUCGAGAUAUAGCCACUCAGAGAGUUAAAAGAUUAUAUGAAUAUAAUUUUCUCCCUGAUGAAGAAUUGUUUUUCAAUCCUUUAAAACAUAAUAUAUAUACACAACUUAUUGGUAUGGUAGACUGGAGUAUGUCAACUAAAAGUAUGCUCAAUUUUGAGAUGUUUGGAGGCAGUGUACAGAAUAUGGGUUCAGCUAGACAUGCUCAACUUAUAGAAGAUAAUAAGGCAUUUCAAAAUUUUGGAUGUUUUGCUCUGACAGAAUUGAGUCAUGGUAGUAAUACCAAAGCAAUGAGGACAAAGGCCACGUAUGAUCCUCAAACGAAGGAAUUUGUAUUGACAACUCCAGAUUUUGAAGCUACUAAAAUAUGGGUUGGUAAUCUAGGAAAAUCUGCUACCCAUGCUGUAGUUUAUGCUCAACUCUAUACUCCAGAUGGUUGGUGCCAUGGUCUGCAUGCCUUCAGUGUUCCCGUCCGUGAUCCUAUGACUUUAAAACCUUAUCCUGGUAUAUUUGUGGGUGAUAUGGGUGAAAAGAUUGGAUUGAAUGGAAUUGAUAAUGGGUUUCUAGCUUUUAAUAGUUAUAGACUAUCAAGAGAAUGUCUAUUAGAUAAAUUUGGUGAUGUUUCAGAAGAGGGCAAAUAUAUAACUCCUUAUAAGGAUCCUAGUAAGAGAUUUGGUGCAUCAUUAGGAGCUCUAUCAGGAGGUCGUGUUGGUAUAACUGGUAUGGCUGUAGUCAAUAUUAAACUAGCUAUUACUAUAGCUAUCAGGUACUCAGCUGUCAGGAGACAAUUUGGUCCAGCAGAAGAAGAAAUACCAGUGUUGGAAUAUCAAUUACAACAAUGGAGAUUAAUACCAUACCUAGCUGCUGUGUAUGCUGUAGAUAAUUUCUCUAAUUCAUUCUUCAUGGAUUUUGUAAUGUUACGUGUUGGUAUGAUGGCAGGGGAUAACAGUAAAAGACAGAGUGAAUUAGGCCGAGAGAUACAUGCCUUAUCUUGUUCUGCUAAACCUAUAGCUAGUUGGAUAGCCAGAGAUGGAAUACAAGAAUGUCGUGAAGCUUGUGGUGGUCAUGGCUACUUCAAAGUUAAUCGUUUGGGUGAUAUCAGAAAUGACAAUGAUCCUAACUGUACUUAUGAAGGAGAUAAUAAUGUAAUUUUACAACAAACUAGUAACUAUAUACUGGGUAUGGCAGAAACAUUUAAAAAUACUAAAGGAAAAUUUGAAACACCAUUAGGUAGUUUAUCAUUUCUAUCAGAUAUACAUUCUAUAUUAAAAUCAAAGUUUAAAGCUUCUAGUCCAACUGACUGUUGUCAACCUCAAGUGGCAUUAGCAGCGUAUAAAUGGUUAGUAUGUUAUCUGACAAUGGAAUCAGCUGAAAGAGUUAAACAGGAAUCAUUAUCAGGAAAAGAUUCAUUCACAGCUCGUAAUGAUAGUCAAGCUUUUUACUGUCGUACUCUAUCAUUAGCUUAUAUAGAGUGUAAUAUAUUAGAGAGAUUUGUAAAGUUACUAGAAGAAAAAGAUAAUGAAGCUACACCAGUAGAAUUAAAACCAGUAUUAACUAGACUCUGUGCCUUAUAUGGUCUAUGGAGCAUGGAAAAACAUCUUACAACUUUUUACCAAGGAGGUUAUGUGUCUGGAAGUGAACCACCCAAGUUAAUACGAGAGUCUAUAUUAAAGUUAUGUCGUGAAUUAAAGAAUGAUGCUGUAUCACUAGUAGAUGCUAUAGCACCUCCUGAUUAUAUUUUAUCUUCACCUAUUGGCUUAUCUGAUGGCCAGAUUUAUAAGAAUUUAUAUGGUGCUAUGUUACAGACUCCUGAUUGUUUACAAAGACCACAUUCCUGGCAAGAUUUCUUAGAUAAACCCAUUGCUGGUUCUAGACCUAAAGCCAAAUUAUAA
Messenger RNA from Lottia gigantea (owl limpet), 2124 nucleotides. RefSeq lists its product as hypothetical. Gene Ontology annotation, cellular component: peroxisome. Gene Ontology annotation, biological process: lipid homeostasis; fatty acid beta-oxidation using acyl-CoA oxidase. The transcript is spliced from 15 exons. Lineage: Eukaryota; Metazoa; Mollusca; Gastropoda; Lottiidae. The record is from RefSeq and is a predicted model, not a curated record. The coding region runs from base 1 to 2124 and encodes 707 amino acids. Gene Ontology annotation, molecular function: fatty acid binding; pristanoyl-CoA oxidase activity; FAD binding.